Molecule: messenger RNA, 1486 nt
Organism: Arachis ipaensis
Lineage: Eukaryota; Viridiplantae; Streptophyta; Magnoliopsida; Fabales; Fabaceae
Source: RefSeq, a predicted model, not a curated record
GACUACCGCAUGCAAGUGCAAAUUGAAAAGAUGGAUCUCAAAAGCCUCUUCACAUUUUUACUCUUAUUGAUGCCAUCAUUCUGUUCCUCUCAAUCCCUGACGAUUAACAACAUUUUCUUUACUCAUCGUAAGAUACUUCCAAAACAAAAAUCCAAUGAUAAUAAUAACAAUAACGAUGUUACUUCUUAUGCUGUCAUCUUUGAUGCUGGUAGCUCCGGAUCUCGUGUUCAUGUCUUCCAUUUUGAUCAGAAUCUCAACCUUCUUCAUAUUGGCAACGAAAUUGAGUUUUAUAAGAAGAUCGAACCCGGUUUGAGUGCAUAUGCAGAUAAUCCAGAAGAAGCAGCAGAAUCUCUGAUUCCACUCUUAGACGAAAGAAGUAACCUGAACGUUCAAUCUGAUGCAGUAACUGUUAUUGAUGGAACCCAAGAAGGUUCUUAUAUGUGGGUGGCACUAAACUAUCUACUGGGAAACUUGGGAAACAAGUAUUCAAGGACGGUGGGAGUGGUUGAUCUUGGAGGUGCAUCAGUUCAAAUGGCAUAUGCUAUUUCAAAGCACGCAGCUCAAAAUGCACCAUUACCACCAGAUGGACAGGACCCAUACAUUAAAAAUGUCAUUCUUAAAGGAACCGAAUAUAACCUCUAUGUUCAUAGUUACUUGCGCUAUGGUAGUGAUGCUGCUCGUGCUGAAAUUUUGAACAUCACUCAUAAUUCUGCUAAUCCUUGCGUUUUAGCUGACUUUGAUGGGACAUAUGCAUACUCAGGAAAUGAGUAUAGGGCAUAUGCACCAAGUUCAGGGUCCAGCUUUGAAAAAUGCAGGCAUAUAGUGCGUAAGGUCCUCAAAUUGGACGCACCAUGUCCAUAUAAUAAAGAUUGCACUUUUGGUGGAAUAUGGAGUGGUGGAGGUGGUAAUGGACAAAAAAAUCUCUAUGUUGCUACGUCUUUCUUUUAUAUGGCAUCACAGACGGGUAUAGUUGAUCCGAACAAACCCAAUUCGAAGGUUAUUCCGGCGGAUUACAAGGUUGCAGCUAAGAAAGCAUGUAAUACAAAAUAUGAGGAUGCUGCAUCUAUUUAUCCUCUUAUUACCAUUGACAGACUUCCUUAUGUCUGCAUGGAUCUCACAUACCAAUAUACAUUGCUCGUUGAGGGAUUCGGCAUAGAACCAUGGCAAGAGAUUACAGUCACUCAGCAAAUUGAAUAUGAAGAUGCUUCCGUAGAUGCAAGCUGGCCUCUAGGGAGUGCCAUAGAAGCCAUAUCUUCAUUACCUAAAUUUGAGCGAUUGAUGUAUUUUAUUUAAGCUUCUACAGUAAUAAUAUAAGUAGGCAUGUGACACAUUGACGCCUAUGCCUUCUAUAUUAAAUAAAAGUCAUGUGCUCGUAUAAAAAAAGUUUGCUAUAUAUAACGUAUUGUUGUGUAUGUGUUAGUUCGCAAUAUUGGUAAAGAAUAUGAAAUAAAUGCUCUAUUUUAAGACAAGUCCAGAAUUUCUUAUU